AUGUUGAUUCUGACUUUUCUCUUUACAUUGGCUAAUGCCUAUAUGAGUUUUGAUCUUAUUCCGGUGAAAGAGGACGGAUCUUUGGAGAAGCGCGAUGAUGCUGUAGUGACAAACGACUUCAAUCAGAAAGUGAACUCCACUGUCCAAUUUCAGGUCGGCUCGAACAAGCAAAAUAUUAGCGUUAGGAUUGAUACUCGUGGGGGUCUAUUGUGA
Messenger RNA from Sungouiella intermedia, 213 nucleotides. NCBI's taxonomy places the organism in Eukaryota, Fungi, Ascomycota, Pichiomycetes, Serinales, Metschnikowiaceae. The record is from the annotation of a GenBank genome assembly.